Messenger RNA from Toxorhynchites rutilus septentrionalis, 692 nucleotides. RefSeq names its product cilia- and flagella-associated protein 299-like. The transcript has 3 exons. The record is from RefSeq and is a predicted model, not a curated record. Bases 2 to 691 code for a protein of 229 amino acids. NCBI's taxonomy places the organism in Eukaryota, Metazoa, Arthropoda, Insecta, Diptera, Culicidae.
AAUGCAAAUCACAGAGAAGGAUCUAAACUUUCUCAAGUUCCCUACUCAUAAAGAGUAUCUCGAGAGCUUAGUAACAACGCUCGAUUUGCGUUACCUCGGACGUAAUGCUUUACGCGUGUAUCAAAACGGGUUUAGAUCUCUUGCCAAGACUGAUUUCGAACGUAGACGGAAUGAAAUCGAGAGCUUUCUGUGCUCUAAUCAGUACUCGAAUGUACUCUACAGUAGAGGAUUACAAAUAUCUGACAAUUUUUUGGGAGAACUAGCUGUUCGUGAGAGACCCAAUCGUCUCGGAUUACUUUCUACUAUAAUCUACAUGCGAUACGUUCUAAAACAUGAAGAAAUUUCCGGUUACAUUGAUUAUGAAGAAGCUCUACGCCGUACUAACAUAGGCAAGAACAGCUUGGAUUGGAAAGCAAUUUUCAGGGGUGAUCAAGUACUGUAUCCGACAAAGUUAGAUCUUUCGUUCUACAACUUUAAAACUGACGAGGUUUUCAACACACGUUCCGCAAAUUACCAUGUUUUAUACGAUCCUAUUCGAGGUGUCAUAUUCCGAAAUAUACACGAUCGCAAGGAUAUAUAUCCAAACCCAAUCGAGAACGAUGUCGGACCUAAUACAACUCGAAUGGAAAUAGAUAGUGAUAUCUAUGAACAGAUUAUGUUGUACGAUCAUGUUAUAAGAAAAAAUUAUUAAU